This is a messenger RNA of Penicillium odoratum, 1335 nucleotides long. RefSeq names its product O-phospho-L-serine:2-oxoglutarate transaminase. The record is from RefSeq and is a predicted model, not a curated record. Bases 1 to 1335 code for a protein of 444 amino acids. NCBI's taxonomy places the organism in Eukaryota, Fungi, Ascomycota, Eurotiomycetes, Eurotiales, Aspergillaceae. Gene Ontology annotation, molecular function: O-phospho-L-serine:2-oxoglutarate transaminase activity; pyridoxal phosphate binding. Gene Ontology annotation, biological process: L-serine biosynthetic process. The transcript has 2 exons. Gene Ontology annotation, cellular component: cytoplasm.
AUGCCUUCCCGACAAGAAGUCUCCUACUUUGGAGCUGGUCCAGCUCCCCUACCCACCUCUGUUGUCGAAGCUGGCGCACAGGCAUUUGUCAACUUCAACGAUUGCGGACUUGGUCUCGGUGAGAUCUCCCACCGUUCUUCCGCCGCCAACAAAAUCCUCGAUGACGCCAAAGCCAACCUCACUACCCUUCUUGAUAUCCCGGAUAACUAUGAGGUUCUCUUCAUGCAGGCUGGUGGCAGUGGCGAAUUCAGCGCCGUCGUCCAAAACCUUGUCCCUGUCUGGAUUGAGCGCCGCCGUCGCCGCGCCGAAGCCGAAGUUUUGAAGGCCAACCCCGGCGCCGAGAAGUCACAGGUGGAUGAAUUGGUGUUCCAGAGACUGCAGAAGGAGGUCGAUGAGGAAUUGAAGCUGGAUUACCUGGUCACGGGCUCUUGGUCACUCAAGGCCUCGCAGGAAGCCGCCAGACUGGUGGGCUCCAAGUACGUUAAUGUUGCUCUGGAUGCCCGGAAGGCCAACGGUGGAAAGUUCGGUAAAAUCCCCGCUGAAGAGACCUGGUCGUUGACCCCCACCAAGCGGGAAAGCGGAAAGGGCUCGGCGUUUGUCUACUUCUGUGACAACGAGACUGUGGAUGGAGUGGAAUUCCAGGAAUUCCCCAAGUCAUUGGAGGCCCAGGGCCAGGAUGAAGAAGAUGAGCGUCUGGUUGUUGCCGAUAUGAGCUCCAACUUUAUCAGCCGAAAGGUUGACGUUAGCAAAUAUGCCGUGAUUUUCGGUGGUGCGCAGAAGAAUAUUGGUGUCACUGGCAUCACUAUCGCCAUUGUCCGCAAGGAUCUGCUCCCUCCUCACACUGCCACCCCUCCCCCUGCUCUCUUGCACCGCUUGAACAUCGGUGGCCUUCCCGGCCCUGUCGUGCUGGACUACGCAACUAUCGCCAAGAACAACUCUCUCUACAAUACUCUUCCCAUCUUCAACCUCUGGAUCGCCGGUAAGGUGAUGUCCGACCUGGUGGGUAUUUUUGGCGCUCAAAAGGUCAGCGGACAAGAAAAGGUCGCCGAUCAGAAGGCACAGCUCAUCUAUGAAGCUCUGGACAAGUACCCGCAAGUGUACCAGGUUGUUCCUGACAAGAGCGUCCGCAGCCGAAUGAACAUCUGCUUCCGCGUUCACAGCGGAGAUGAUGCCAAGGAGAAGGAGUUCCUGGCCGGUGCCGAGAAGCGUCUUCUCCAGGGCCUGAAGGGCCACCGCAGUGUUGGUGGUAUGCGUGCCAGCAACUAUAAUGCCGUUCCUCUUGAGAACGUGCAGAAGCUCGCCAAGUACCUUGAAGAUUUCGCCACAGGCAACUAG